AUGUUAUCUCGCGCCGCCCACAGAAAACAUGCCUUUUAUUCCCUACAGAGGUCCUGCAAACAACUGACCUUACCUUGGCUAUAUCCAGCACUUGCAAGAUGCGAAUCUGCAUCUGCCAGGACCCCUUCGAUCGGGCCUCCGUCCAAAACAUCGUUUCCCGUCCCACCGCCUCGUGUCACCGCAUUACAAUCUUUCCGUGCUUUCGCAACUGCGACCUCAGAUGUUUAUGUACCGUUCGAAGGCCUUGAAUCAUACCACAAACUUGAGCCAUAUAAUAAACUUGGUUCGGAAACCUCGUUCACAACGCCGCUCCAAACACCUCUGCCCUUCUCAGAUCCCUCAGACCCAACCGAACAGGAUGCAUCUCCGCUUAUCGUUAUCAGAGACUACUUGGCAACGAGGCCAAAGGCUUUACGCAGAGAGAAAAGCAUUGGGGGCGAUACCAAUGAGAUGCUUGCAAAUUUAGACGUUAGCUUGACCGUUGGCAUGUUCGACCGCGCCGCUCAGCUCGUUCAUCGCCUAUCCACUCUAUACCCUCAUGGCUCCCCCGAGAUUGUCGACCUGCAUAAUAAGUAUAUACGAAUGAUGGUAUCGCAUAUGAUUUUGAAUCGUCGACCAUCUUUGGUAUGGGACGUACAAAAGUGGUUCGAAGUUCAAAUGUUACAGCUGGCCAAAGUGGAACCAGAUGCUACCACAUAUGCCUUGAUGUUAAGGAUGACUCUGCGCAUGCUGCUUGGUCCAAGACGGGAUCGUUCAGUUCGUCGAUACUGGAAAAUGGCGAAGGAAGCCAAUGUGGAAGAAGAAGUGUUAGGCCUUCCAGUCCUUUCCGAAGCAGACCUUGGCCUUCUAUCAGAAAUAUGUUCCUCGGACUUCCAAGGGGCGGCUCUUGGUGAUGUCAGCGAGUUACCAGACUCGACUCCACCCAAGCCUUCAGAGCUAGUUUCUCCGCUAGAAGAUCUACCUGCGAUGCCUGAGGUUAGGGCUACGUUGCAAAAGGGUUUUGGACUCACCUCUCUAAAGGAAACGCUGUCGCUAUUUAAUCAAUCUAAAACCACCACGGAACCCGAAGCGGUAAGCUCGGAGUCCAUCCGAGAAAGGCAACUUCGCUUAGAGCAGGAUUCUGUCAUCGCGGCUAUGGAGCGCUGGCGGAAGGAGAGCGCGCAGCGAAACUCUAGGCCCUCGAACCCCACCGGAGGCGACAAACUCGGAGGUGUGUUGUGGGAUUGGCACCAAAGCCUUCUCACGAGUAUUGAAGGAGAGAUUCAGUCCAUUCUCAAAGCCCAAGAGAAAAAACGAAAAACAUCAGAAGACAAUGAUCGAUGCGAAUAUGCUCCUUUCAUGAAUUCCAUUGGCCCGGAUAGGCUUGCUGCCAUUACAAUCCUGGCAACAAUGAACGCUUUGGGCAAGACUGGAAUGAAUAAGGGAAUACGACUGACUCGGCUCAUCAUGCUUUUGGGAAGGGCUGUCCAGGAGGAAUAUGUAACUGAUCGGAUCCAGGAAACCCCCUCUAAAUCUGCGCCGCUCGACAGCGGCAGACGUGCAAAAUUGGUGCAAGACCUUAUACCAUCGAAUCGUGGUAGGAAGGGAGUCCGGGAGUCUUUGAUUGAAAAAUAUAAUGAAAUUCACGAGCCCAUCAAGUGGAGUGCGGCGGUGGAAGCUAAAAUUGGAUCUCUUUUAGCAUCGAUGCUCUUCUCUUCGACGAAAGUUGUUGUUAAACAACAGAACACCGAGACGGGCGAGAUCACGUUCGUUAAACAGCCUGCCUUUCGCCACGUCUACCAACUAGAAAAAGGGCACAGUGUCGGAUUUGUCCAUAUACAUGAUAGCGUUGUGGACAGAUUUCGAAGGGAACCUGCGAGUUCAUUACUUGCGAAACAUUUACCAAUGGUGUCCCCCCCACAGCCUUGGACUUCAUACCGUUACGGUGGCUUCCUAAACCAACCGACAAUCAUUAUGCGGGCCCGAUCAAAUGACUCUCAGUGUUUGCAAAGGCAAUAUGUCAGAGCUGCCGCGAGUCGUGGUGACUUAGACGAGAUUUUUGCAGGGUUAAAUGUUCUAGGAAAGACUGGUUGGCGGAUCAAUAAACCAGUAUUCGAUGUGAUGCUCGAAGCCUGGAACUCUGGUGACGAGCUGGCCGAUAUCGCUCCCGUGGACCCAAAUCUUCCAGAACCUACGAAACCUGAAACCGACGAUCCGGUGCAGCUCCGGGCGUAUUAUCGUUCCAAGACUCUCGUUGAUAAUAAACGGUCUGGAUUGCACUCUCAAAGAUGUUUCCAAAACCUCCAACUGGAGAUUGCACGCGCGUACGUCGGUGAGACGUUUUACCUACCCCAUAAUAUGGAUUUCCGUGGCAGGGCGUAUCCGCUACCUCCCUAUUUCAACCAGAUGGGUCCAGACAUGUGUCGUGGACUGCUGCUCUUCAGCAAAGGCAGAGAGUUAGGUGAACGUGGCUUGAGGUGGCUUAAAAUUCACAUUGCCAACGUCUAUGGGUAUGAUAAAGCCAGCUUCGACGAGCGGGCUCAGUUUGCCAUGGACCAUUUGGAUGAUGUGAUUGAUUCUGCAGAGAAAGGGUUAAACGGACGACGGUGGUGGCUUGAAGCUUCUGACCCUUUCCAGUGCCUGGCAGCUUGUAUCGAACUUAAAAAUGCACUUGCUUGCCCUGAUCCCACCAAAUACAUAUCUCAUUUGCCCAUUCACCAGGAUGGUUCUUGUAACGGGCUACAGCACUACGCCGCUCUUGGCGGCGACAUUAUCGGUGCCCGCCAGGUGAACCUCGAACCGUCCGAUCGUCCAUCAGAUAUCUACUCGGCUGUGGCGGACCACGUUCGUCAAUCCAUCGCUCAAGAGGCCGCUGCCGGUAACCAGCUUGCAAAAAUACUUGAGGACAAGGUCAACCGAAAGAUUGUCAAGCAGACGGUGAUGACAAAUGUGUAUGGCGUUACUUUCCUUGGGGCUAUAAGACAGGUCCAGAAGCAGCUAAAUGCAUUCUUCCCCGAGUUGAGUGAGCGGAACGUUGUUGGAAAGUGUGCCACUUACAUCACACGAAAGAUUUUUGCCGCCUUGAGCUCAAUGUUUACCGGUGCCCACGAGAUUCAGUUUUGGCUUGGUGAUUGCGCCAACCGAAUAACCCAAUCUUUGGGCCCCGAACAGAUCGAGGCUCUCGAGGCAGCUAGGCACGUUCCUAUUUCUGGUACCAGUAAGGCCAAGAAGAAAGCCAUCAUAGAUGACUUGUCAAAAAGAUUCCUAUCCACAGUCAUUUGGACUACUCCAUUGAAGCUGCCGGUUGUCCAGCCGUACCGAGAAGCUAAAACUCGCCGUGUUGUUACUACUCUCCAGACCCUCAGUAUCAAAGAUCCUCACUCUUCGGAUGUUGUCAAUCGACGCAAGCAACUUCAAGCAUUUCCACCUAACUUUAUUCAUUCUUUAGAUGCCACUCACAUGAUGCUUUCGGCAAUUAAAUGUGAUGAGCUGGGCCUCUCCUUCUCCGCAGUGCACGAUUCAUUCUGGACACACGCUGGUGACAUUGAUACCAUGAACCGGGUCUUGCGCGAUGCUUUUGUUCGCAUGCAUUCCGAGGAUAUUGUUGGAAGACUAGCUUCGGAAUUUAAAGCUCGAUAUUCGAAACACGUGUAUCUUGCUAAACUGCGACCAAAAUCUACAGUAGCGCAAAAGAUUUCUGCAUGGCGCAAACAGAACGGAAAGGGGAAAUCAAGAGAACAUCAAACUGAUGAGCUUCUGCUCGAAUACAAGCGCCUUCAACUACUUCGGUCGACCGACGAGCUGGAAAGAAUAAAGGGCGAAGCAAUGGUUACUCCUGGGAGCAUCUUCGCAAGCUGUCAAAAUGCGGAAGAAUCUCUGGUCUCUGUCCAAUCUCUCGGUGUUGCUGCUAUGGGACACAUCUCACCAGAAGACGAAGCAGCGAGUGUCGAUUCUAUGCUCGAUGCGGAGGAGGACUCGAAUUCCUCCAGCGAAAUGUUUACGGCGGAUGACCCUCUUGACACGGCUGCGGAAGGCCCAGAAGAACCUAGUUUUAAAUCCGAGAGAAAGAAGACUUCCGCGGCUGUCUGGGUUUGGCUGCCGGUGACAUUCCGUCCCAUUCCUUCAAAGGGCGAAUUCGAUGUUAAGAGGCUCAAAAACAGUCAAUACUUCUUCUCUUAG
Molecule: messenger RNA, 4158 nt
Organism: Coccidioides immitis RS
Lineage: Eukaryota; Fungi; Ascomycota; Eurotiomycetes; Onygenales; Onygenaceae
Product: mitochondrial DNA-directed RNA polymerase
Exons: 2
Coding region: 1-4158 (1385 amino acids)
Biological process (GO): mitochondrial transcription
Cellular component (GO): mitochondrial DNA-directed RNA polymerase complex
Molecular function (GO): DNA-directed RNA polymerase activity; mitochondrial promoter sequence-specific DNA binding
Source: RefSeq, a predicted model, not a curated record